UAAUAUUUUUGUUGUGAGUGCGUACACAUGCGAUACCCCUAUUCCUCGAGUAAUCCAUGGCUUCUUUGUUGACUUUGCUCUAACCUUGGUAAGUUUUGGGGGAAAGCAGUGUUCGAAUAAGGCACUAUCAUGUAUAUGUCCAGCACUCAAAAACGCAGCUGGACAUUCAGUAAUGAGUCAGAGCUUAUUACAUUACGUACAGAAGCCAAUGCCCAGUACAUAGAACGCCACCGUGAAGAUGAAGCUGCCGUUAAGGCAGGUGACAUGUCUAGAUUCUUCCUGACAGCUGCAGAAGAACGUUGCUUGGUGCGUCAGUUUGAGCUCCACCUACGAGAUUUUUGUCGGCGCUUUCAGCCUCCAGUUCCACGGGCUGUUAUGGGUGCUGCUUUCCACUACUUCAAACGAUUCUAUCUGCGAAACUCUGCUAUGGAUUAUCACCCAAAGGAGAUGCUCGUUACAUGUGUCUACUUGGCAACAAAGGUAGAAGAAUUCAACGUGUCAAUGGCACAGUUUGUGUCAAAUAUUAAAGGAGAUCGUGAGAAGGCUGCCGAGAUAAUCCUAAACAAUGAAUUGCUGUUGAUGCUGCAUCUGAACUAUAACUUAACUGUUCAUCAUCCAUUCCGACCUGUGGAAGGCCUGCUCGUGGACAUUAAAUCUCGAGGUAGUCUACGUGAUCCAGAGAGACUGAGACCAGGAAUUGAGGAAAUGUUGGAGCGUGUGUACCUGACUGAUGCUAUCCUCCUGUACUCACCGUCACAAAUUGCUCUAGCUGCGAUACUCCAUGCUGCGAGCAAAAUCAAUGAGAAUCUAGAUUCAUACGUAAUGGAUAUUUUGAUUGGCCCAUCUGGUAGGGAGCACCUUUCAGGUCUUAUUGAAGCUGUCAGGUGUAUCCGUUCUUUGAUCAAGUGUAUUGAAUUACCACCAAAAGAUCAGAUGCGUAUGUUGGAGAAGAAGUUAGAAAAGUGUAGAAAUCAAGCCCAUAAUCCUGAUAGUUAUGUGUACAAGAAAAGAAUGUUGGACAUGAUUGAUGAAGAUGACGAUGACGACGAACGGUACCUGUACACCAAAAUGAUCCGUGAUCAAUCAGCAAAUGAUGAGGCACUUUUGGGUGUCUCAAAAGUGCAUUCACCUGCAGCUUAAUGACUAGCUUCCUUUUUUAUUUAUUAAUACAUGUUUUUAUGCAACCAGAUACUUAUUUUUAUGCAAGUGUAAAUUUUUGUUGUUUUAAAGUUCUGCUGCAGUUAUAUUUUUGUAAUAAACGUGGCUACAAUCUAGUUUGUGUGUAUGACAUCACUGAUGCAUGUGAUAGCUGGUAAAAAUACUGAAUAUAUCUUAUUUCACAGUUCUCUUCUUGCACAGUUUUCAAAUCAUUUUGUCAUACACACAAGAUGUACCAUAUGUGUAUUAUUCCAUCUGCAUUGCUACAAGUAUUUUAGUUCAAAUAAAUAAAAAGUGCCUUGUCUCAGACUGUGUGUGUGCAGUAAUUAAAAUAGUCUUUUAUGAUUGUAAUCAAACUUGGUUACAUAAAUUUAUACCAAAAGUUUUAUAUGAAAUUGUUAAAUCAAUAUACCCUGGACACAAUGUCAUCUUUGUGGUAAAUAUGUAUUCAUAGAGAGAGAGAUGAACAUGCUAAUGGCAUAACAUUUACACUGUUUUCUUGUCACAUUAAAAAUGAGAUAUUGCUAAAUACACAAAUUGUUUAGUAUUUUUAACAGACAAUAACUGUUGAAACUAAAUUAUUUGCAGAUGUGACUUAUCUCAACUAAUAAAAGAUAAAAUACCUGCACAAAUCAGUUCAUAAAAUUCAUAAGCCAGAUUUGAGACUGAAACAAUUUGUGUAUUCUUUAUUGUUUCCAUUACAUUCCAAAACAUGUUUAUUUUUCUUUUAAUUGGACAAUAUGCAGAAAUAUGAUGCUUUUGUGAGAAAAGAAGUAGCUUUUAGUUUUAGUUUAUUUAAAUUUGUAUAACAACACAAGGCUGUUAAACAGUAGAAGCUCAUACUGUAUACGUUCCAGUUGUUUCAGUAUUGUGAUACUUAGAAAUGAAUACAUGAUUUUUAAAAGGCUGAAGAUAUUUCUUUUCAUAAAUGUAUAUGCCUGUAAACUGAGACUGUCGACAAGCAAACCAACAGAAAAGAUUACUCUUAAAUAAAAAUAAAUAGACUAUAGUUACCAAAAUAAAAAGUUGCCAACGAUUAACAUUAACAUGAAUGUUGGUAUUGGCUGUCUUUUUCUUAAGAGCAUGCAUUCAUAGUGUGGUUUAAGUACCUGAAGGGACAUUAGGUUAUUGCCUGAUUUAUGUUAGGAUUGGAAAAGAGUUUGAAAGUAAUGUAAAUAAUUAUUUAUUACUCAAAUGUUUAAGUACUGUACCAUUUUCAAUCAGGUUUUAAUGUAUUACUGAAGGCGUAAAAUA
This is a messenger RNA of Schistocerca nitens (vagrant locust), 2412 nucleotides long. RefSeq names its product cyclin-H (gene CycH). The coding region runs from base 130 to 1140 and encodes 336 amino acids. The transcript is spliced from 4 exons. Gene Ontology annotation, cellular component: nucleus; transcription factor TFIIK complex. Gene Ontology annotation, biological process: regulation of cyclin-dependent protein serine/threonine kinase activity; DNA-templated transcription; regulation of transcription by RNA polymerase II. Lineage: Eukaryota; Metazoa; Arthropoda; Insecta; Orthoptera; Acrididae. The record is from RefSeq and is a predicted model, not a curated record. Gene Ontology annotation, molecular function: cyclin-dependent protein serine/threonine kinase regulator activity.